AUGUACAUCACCCUCUACUACAUAGUCACCCGGCUCCCUGACUCCCUUCGCUUAGUUUCGGACCACUUCCUCUCAGUUUGCCCCACCACACUCACCGUUGACCUUCUCGAGGAGUGCCUCCUAGCAGCAGAGAAGAGCAUAGUCGCUGUAGGAGCCUCUCGUGGUGACCCUCGCACCCCCGUCUUUGAGGGUCGGUCGGCGCUGCGUCUUCCCCUAGCGGGAGACGCCGCACCGGCAAGGGCAAGGGGGGCAAGGGCGCUGGAGGGGCUGGCGGGGGCGGUGGAGGUGGUGGUGGAGGCAGUGGAGGGGGUGGGGGUGGUGGUGGGAGUGGUGGCGGGUGUGGAGGUGUCGGUGGCAGCAGUGGAGGCGGAGGAGGCGGCGGAGGUGGCGGAGGCGGCGGAGGUGGCGGAGGCAGCGGAGGUGGCGGAGGCGGCGGCGGCAGCGGUGGAGCUGGUCGCGGCUCUGCGCAGAGGAGUGGGUCCGGUGCGCGGUGGGGUUACUGGUCCCUGUACCUAUGUCCUCCGUAUCGGCGACCGCGUUGGUGAGCAGUGCGGGGGCUCGCACUCCACCCAGCGCUGCUUCGGCCGCCUGACGGACGCUUGGCGAAACCAGCUCCCUGACGCCAAUGAGAUCCCUCGCUUGGGAGAGCUGUCUAGGGCCGGGGCUGCUAUCUUUGAUCUUGAUUAUGAUGCUAUUCUUGCUACCAUGUAUGCUGUGUCUGAUAGUGUUGAGGGUGACUGUUACCUGUGUGUUCCGCCUGACCCGGGCAUUGAGGCUGCUGCUCUAGGUGCUGGUGAGGCUGCUGCUCUAGGUGCUAGUGCGUCUGCUGUUCCAGGUGCUGGUGAGUCUGCUCUCUCAGGUACUACGUCGGCUCCGGCCUUACACACCUUCACCCUUGACUCGGGUGCUUCCCGCUCCUUCUUUCGAGACCGCACCACGCUUACGCUGCUUAGUUGGCCGGUUGCAGUCUCCCUGGCGGACCCCUCUGGGGGUCCUGUCCUUGCUAGCUUCUCCACUGUCUUACCGUGCCCGGCAGCCCCCUCUGGCACCCUGUCAGGUCUCUACCUCCCCUCGUUCUCUACGAACUUGGUGUGUUCCAGGUAG
This is a messenger RNA of Closterium sp. NIES-65, 1104 nucleotides long. NCBI's taxonomy places the organism in Eukaryota, Viridiplantae, Streptophyta, Zygnematophyceae, Desmidiales, Closteriaceae. The record is from the annotation of a GenBank genome assembly.